Molecule: messenger RNA, 2313 nt
Organism: Meloidogyne enterolobii
Lineage: Eukaryota; Metazoa; Nematoda; Chromadorea; Rhabditida; Meloidogynidae
Source: the annotation of a GenBank genome assembly
AUGAAAACAAAAUCAGCUGGAGAUUUUAAAAUUGAAGGUCAAAUGAUUUUUGACAAGUUAGAUAAGCAAGAAAAGGCAGACUUAAAAUUAAAGGAAAAAUUAUUAGCAAAUGCCUUUUUGUAUUCAAAAGCUUCAAUUUACGAAUUGAAAGAAUUUUCAGCCAAUUUUAUUGGAAAAGAAGAAUGGGAACGUGCCAUAAAACUUCAAAAAUCAGCCAGUUUAUCAUCAAUUAUUUUCAAAGUAAAGGAAUUUGUUGAAACGAGAUCUGAUUCAGUUAUUUCUAUUAAUCAAAGACUGAAAGAUUUUGAAGAGUUUGAACUUAAAAUAGAAGAGAAGAGACAAUUAGAAGAAAAAAUGAACACAAAAUCAGUUCGAGAUUUCAAAAUUGAAAGUCAAAUAACCUUGGAACAUCCAAAUUCCGAGGAAAAAGCUGAUCAGAAUUUGAAAGAAAAAUUACAAGAAAAAACUUUCCUUUCAUCAAAAGCCUCAAUUAAAGAAUUAAAAGAAUUUUCAGCCAAUUUUGUAGGAAAAGAGGAAUGGGAAAGUACUAGAAAAAUUCAAAAAUCAAAAAGUUUGUCUUCAGUAACAUUAAAAUUAAAAGAAUUUAUUGAAUCUCGAGCAUCUUCUGUUUUGUUUAUAGAAAAACCGAAGGAAUACUUGGAAGAAUCAGAAAUAAAAUUAAAAGAAAAAUACAAAAUUAAAGAAAAAUUAAAUACAAAAGAAAUGGGGGAUUUAAAAAUUGGACAAAAUAUUUAUUUUGAACAAAAGAGUAAAACAGAAAUUAUUGGAUUUACUCAAAAAGAAAAAAUAAAAGAGAGGUCUAUAUUAAAAUCUAAACCAUCAACUCAAGAAAGUAGACAUUUCCAAGCAAAUUUACAAGGAAAAGAAGAAUGGGGAAGUGAUAGGAAGAUAAUUAAAUCAGCAAGUCAAUCUUCAAUUAAAUUUUUUGGGAGAGAAUUUAGUGAAGAGAGGGCAAGCUCUGUUGUAUUUUUUGAUCAGAGACCAAAAACUUGGGGGGAAUUUGAAAUUAAAAUUAAAGAGAAAAGACAACUGGAAGAAAAAAUAAAAACAAAAUCAGCUGGAGACAAUAAAAUUCAAAGUCAAAUAAUUUUUGAACAUUUAAAUUCUGAAGAAAAAGCUGAUUUGAAUUUAAAGGAAAAACAACAAGAAAAAGCCCUUUUAUCUUCAAAAGCUUCAAUUCUUGAGAAAAAAGAAUUUACUGCCAAUUUAAUAGGGAAAGAGGAAUGGGAAAGUACCAAAAAACUCCAAAAAUCGAAAAGUGAAACUUUUGUAGAAUUUAAAAUUAAAGAAUUUGGAGAAUCUAGAGCUUCAUCAUUUGUAUUUUUAGAACAGAAAGAAGCAGAAAAAGAAGAAAAAGAAUUUACUAAAUUUAAAGAAGAAAAACAACAAUUAAAAGAAAAUUUAAAUAUAAAAUCUCCAAAAGAAAUAACAACUUCAAUAAUUAAACAAAAACAAUUAGAAGAAUCUAUUGCAAAUUUUACCUCAAAAUUAAAACAAUUUUUGCCUAUCGAAAAAACAUUUAAAAUUGAAGAAUUAAAUAAAACAGAAAAAAUUGAAAAAAGGGCAAAAAGUGUGGAAACUGAAGAUAUUUUUUAUUUGAAAGAAAUUCCUUUAACUAAAACAUUUUGUAGUUUAAAAGAAUUUUUAUUUGAAGAAUUAAAUACUGGGGUAGCUAUAGAAAGAAAACAAAAAUUAAUUAAAGAAGCAAAAACUGAUAUUGAAUUUAAAGUUGGGAAGUGGUUAGAACAACAACAACAACAAAUUGAAGAAAAGAAAGAAGAAAAAGUUGUUGUUUUAGGUUUUGAUGUAAUUCAACAACCAAAAAGUUUUCAGAUAGAAAAAAAAGAAAAAGAAAUAAAUAAAACAAAAAUAUUAUCAACAAAAAUUGAAGAAUCUAAAUUUGAAGAAAAGGAAAUUGUUAAAAAUUUAAUUAAAGAAGAAGAAAUUAAAAAAGAAAAUAUUAAAUUAAAAGAAAUUGGGGAAGAAAAAAUAAAUUUAGAAAUUAAGGAAGGAGAAGAAGAAAAUAUAUUAAUUAUUAAAAAUUUUGAAAAUAAAAAAUUAUUCGAAGAAAAAAUUGAAAAAGAAAUUAAACAAAAGAAAAGAGAGGAGGGAAUAUCCACAAUUUUAUGUACUGGGGCAGCUAGGGAUGAAAGAAUGGAAAUUGAAGCUGUAGCAGAAGCUAUUGGGGAAGAGGCUAAAGCUAGUGGGGUUUUGACGGCGAUACAGAGAUUGGCGGCUGAAGCGGCGACUGAGGCUCCCAAAAGGGGUUACUAUUUAGGAAUAAUAUUUUGA